Pseudocercospora fijiensis CIRAD86 is the source of this 1236-nucleotide messenger RNA. RefSeq lists its product as uncharacterized. The record is from RefSeq and is a predicted model, not a curated record. The transcript is spliced from 3 exons. NCBI's taxonomy places the organism in Eukaryota, Fungi, Ascomycota, Dothideomycetes, Mycosphaerellales, Mycosphaerellaceae. The annotation marks the transcript as partial. Gene Ontology annotation, biological process: phosphatidylcholine biosynthetic process.
CUGUCGCGCACAAACAGUUCAGACGGCGUAUACGGCAACUUCGACCAGUCCUUCGACCAGGAAUUCCCCGUUGUCGACCGUCUGACCAUGUUCGAUAUCUUGGAGAAUUUGGCCCUGCCCCAGCGUCUGGAGCGCAUGCAAGAUGCAGUUCACAACCAGGCUGAGAAGCUGCGUAGUCAGCGUCGAAAGCUGCAGCAGCGUGCCGUGUCGAGCAAGAAAAUCGUGGUUGAACAGUGGCGGAAAACGGUGCCUAUUGCACCAGAUGAGCAGCUGGCUAAGUACCGGCGGCGAAUGAGGCUGUCCAUUGAUCGUCUGAAUAAGCGGUGGCACGAUGCGAAGACCGUCACUCUCAUGGAAAAGAUAUCCUUCGUGACCGCGUGCUUGAACAUCCUCAUAUCUGGAUAUCUGAUAGGCGCAUUUCCCCAGUACUUUCACUAUUGGUAUACAGCACAGCUUGUCUACUUCAUGCCUAUAAGAUGGUACAAGUAUCACAAGAUCGGCUUCCACUACUUCCUCGCAGAUCUGUGCUACUUCGUCAACAUGCUUCUCAUCCUGGCCAUCUGGUUCUUCCCGCAAUCGAAGCGACUUCUCAUAAGCACAUACUGUCUGGCGUUUGGCAACAAUGCAGUCGCAAUUGUCAUGUGGCGAAAUAGUCUGGUCUUUCACAGCCUGGAUAAGGUGACUUCGCUAUUCAUCCAUAUUAUGCCAUGCGCGACGCUUCAUGUACUCGUCCAUCUCAUCCCGGAGCAGAUGCAGCUUGAGAAGUUUCCGGCCAUUCAUACGAUCAAAUAUUCCGCUCCCGAUGCGCCUGAGCAUUACACUCUCAAGGACAUGGUCAUCUGGGCAACACUUCCAUAUGCCAUUUGGCAGAUUUCAUACCACUUCAUGAUCACUGUUCGUAAGCGAGCCAAGAUUGCUGCUGGUCGGCCGACAUCCUUCACCUGGCUCAGAAAGAGCUACGCGGGCAAUUUUCUCGGCAAAUUCGUAUUGUCAUUUCCUGAAGCCUACCAAGAAACAGUCUUCAUGUUUAUCCAGUACUUCUAUGCACUUCUCACAAUGCUGCCAUGUCCUCUCUGGUUCUGGUAUCGAUGGGCAUCGGCUGCUUUCAUGAUGGUCGUAUUUACCUGGUCGAGCUGGAAUGGUGCUACAUAUUACAUUGAUGUGUUCGGCAAACGAAUGGAGAAGGAGCUGGAGCAACUACGGAAAGAGGUGGCAAGAAUGGCGAAGAGCCCAGAG